AUGAGUGAUUAAUAAAAAGAAUCUGUAAAAGCAAGCAGCAAGGAAAGUGAUUAUAUAGAUGAUAAUUACUAUGAAAAACUAGACAAGGCUGAACUGAUAUCUAUAAUUAAAACCAAAUUGAAAGAGACUGAGGAAAAGUCAAUCCUAAAUAAAAAGAAUUCUAAUAAUACUACAAGCUCUUUUGCAUUACCUUCAGAAUUCAAAACUUAAUGGGAUGGAUUGAUGUCUGAGCAUUUGAUUGAUGCUUUUGGCGUUCAUUUGCAAAGGCCAAGGAUAUUUACAAUUUUAGCCUAAUAAAGUUUUAAAACCGUGAUAAAAAUUAUAGAAGAUUAGAAAUUAGAGAAGAUUCAAAUCAUUUCAGAUAUAUUAAAUUUCAGUGAUAAUUUGGAGUGCAUUGAUAUUAUCAAAGCUAGACUCUAGCCUGUGUUUUAAGAAUAGGCUAAAAUAAUAUUUAAGUAUAAUUAGACAGAUAUAAUUAGCAAAUUCAAGAAUGAGUUAAAAGCUCUAAAGAUAAAAAAGGAUUUUAUUGAUGAAUUGGAAGAUGAGGAUAUGUAUAACUACUUUUAAAAAUUAUUUAGCAUCAUUCUACACAUGAAACUUAGUGAUCCAAUCAUUUCUUUGAAUCUCCCUUAUGUUUAGUAAAAUGACAGCAGAAUAUUGAUAGACUUUUAUAAGGAUCUAGUUCUUAGUCCUUUUAAAAAUAAAGAGCAUUACUGUGCAGAUGGUUUUCCCAAGGAAGGAAGCAAUUGUUUUGUCAUUUUAUCAUCACCUAUGAGAGAUAGUCAUAUCUAUCAAGGAAUAAAGUAGACAGUACUGAUGGGUGAGGAAAAGAAAAUAUUAUGUUUAGAUUAGAGUGACUGGGAUGAUAUUGAAUUGAGUGAGGAUGUAAGAAAGCUUGAUAUGCUAAUGACUCUACCCAGGAAAAACGAAGAUAUUCCUUCAACUUAUCCAUUAGAUAUCAGUCAAGAUACUAGUCCAGUUUUAUAAAAUGAUUAGCAGGAUAGCAUAUCAAAAAAAAAAGGCAUAAUCAACGACAGUCCUGAUAACAAUAAUUCAAACAGGAGAAGAGUUAACUUUAAUUAGAUUCUUCUAAGUGAGAUAUAAAGCCCUAAUAUCUACAAUGACAAUGAAAACUUCUUUAAAGAUAGUAUAAUUAAUUUGAAAGUAAGUACUGAAGAAUGUUAAUCUAUAUAAGAGGAGUUAAACGAUACUUAGAGAGUGCUGAACUUCUUCAAAAGCUCAAAUAAUCACAUUCUCUGUGAACUACUCUAGCAAGAUUCUUUUAAUUAGGACUAUACAAAUUCUCAAAUAAUUGAUUCUAAUAGAAAUUCAAAUCUUAAUUAGCCUAAGAUUAGACCACUCACAUAAUAGAAUUCAAUAACGAGUGUCAAACCUCACUUUGAUAGAUAAAGUGAGGAAAAGAGGGCAAUUUUAAUUAAAAGUCCAUUUGCCAAAAAGAUGCCUUAAAUUUAAGAGAAGCCAGUCUUGAAGGUUAAAAAUAGUGCGAUACUAGAUAAAGUCAAAUAAAAUGCAGCCAAACUUGAUAGUAUUAGUAAGGGACAAUAUAGGAAUUAGAAGUCAAGCCAUAGAUACAAUGAGGAGGGAUACUACUUUUAAAAUCAAAAUAAUGCAAAUUAAACCAGUAGGAGAGAAAGCUAUGGUAAAAAUAAUCGUAAAAUAAUGAGCAAAAAUGUUUAAGAGAUGUUUGGGAAAAAUAACAGUAGCGUUACAUAGAUUGAUGAAAAUAUAUAAAUUGUUAAGGCAUACUAAACUCAUGAUCACUAAGCAGAAAUCAUUAAACCUUAAGGAGAUAGUAAUAACUCAGCAAUGAAGGACACUAUGUCGAGCAAUUUUAAAUUUGCUUGGAAUGACAGUGCUGUUACUGAGGAAACUAGAAAACUUACAGAAAUCGAAACCGAUUGCAAAAAAUUAAAUACAACAAUAGAAUUUAGGAAGUCAAUAAAUAAGACGAAGUCAACUGUAAACAUACCUAAAAAUGCUUAAAGAAGUACUGGUAAAGGUGAUAAAUCCAGUUCAGUUUCGCAAGUUGUUACUCCGAGCAAGGAUGCUAUAAUAAAUGACCCUACUCUAAAGAAGCUUUGGGAUGAAGUUAGAAGGAAUUCUUUUGGAAAAGUACAGAAAUUUCAGCCUAUUUUUAACGGCAGGCAAAGCAAUAAUAACUCAAUUAUGUAAAAUCAAUAAUUGAUUUAAUUGGGAUCAAGCACUUUUAGAAACAAAUCUCUAUCUAGUUAAAAAUAAGAUAAUAAUCCAUUUAGAAGGCAAUCUCAGACUCGAGAGUAAACUAAUAGAGCAUAAUCAACAUUUAAAUUGAGAAAUUAAGUCAUUAAAGAGGAUGAUGAUGAUAGCAAAGGAAUGAUGACUCCUUUCAGUGAUGAUUUAGACCGAUAAGAAGACGAUUAAAGUGAGGGGAAAAAUCUAUUUAUAUCACCUGGAUUAAAUUUUGACAUGAGAAAUAUAUUUAGGAAUAAUAAUAACAAUCAAGUCUGCUUGAGGGAUGACAAGAAAAAUGAUUCAGUAUAAGAAGCAGAUUGUAGCAAUCAGGAUAUUCAUUAUAGAAUUAAUUUAGCUGGUGAACUUCAGCUAUCAAAUGGUAAUGUCAACUCUAGCUUUUAAAAGAAAAAGACAUAUCUUAAAAAAUCACUAUCGAAAUUGAAUAUAACUUCUCAAAAUUAUGCUUAAAUAGAAUCAUAGAAAAAUAUGAAAAAUAAUAUGGGUUCAUGUACUAAUAGAACUAUGUAAUAGUAAGCAAACCAAGUUUAAACUUAGAAAGCUUAUGUCAACGACCCAAAAGAUCCCAUUCCAAGACAUUUAAACAAUAAAGUGAGUUCAAAAACUGUAAAUAAUAGAGAGUAAAAGUUAUUAAGUUAGUAGGUUACAAUUAGCGAUUAGAAAGUAUCUUCUUAUAACAUAAACCAAGGUCGAAAUGAGGAUCUUCCUAAAUAUAAAUCUACUUAUAUACUUAACCAAAGUCUGAAACAAAUUAAUAAUUGGGAUCGAUCCUAGGCUUAGUCCAGUAUGGGAUAGUAGUAUUAGCAGAAUUUGAGCAUUAAACUGACCAAAAAUUCAUCAAAUACAUUCUUAAUGAAUGAUAGUUUAUUCAAACACACUCCUAUGAUAAAUAAUGUCAACUCUAGAUAAAAUUUCAAAAACUACUGA
Messenger RNA from Stylonychia lemnae, 3177 nucleotides. Lineage: Eukaryota; Ciliophora; Spirotrichea; Sporadotrichida; Oxytrichidae. The record is from the annotation of a GenBank genome assembly.